Messenger RNA from Oncorhynchus tshawytscha (Chinook salmon), 6276 nucleotides. RefSeq names its product wiskott-Aldrich syndrome protein family member 3-like. Lineage: Eukaryota; Metazoa; Chordata; Actinopteri; Salmoniformes; Salmonidae. Gene Ontology annotation, cellular component: lamellipodium; SCAR complex; cytoskeleton. The transcript has 10 exons. Gene Ontology annotation, biological process: positive regulation of Arp2/3 complex-mediated actin nucleation; actin cytoskeleton organization. The coding region runs from base 298 to 1953 and encodes 551 amino acids. Gene Ontology annotation, molecular function: Arp2/3 complex binding; protein kinase A regulatory subunit binding; actin binding. The record is from RefSeq and is a predicted model, not a curated record.
GCAUGCGCACUAACAUGUCUGGAAUCUGCUGCAGCUCGCACUACAGGGCUGAAGGGUCGACGCUGCCUUGGUAACGUAACAACACACCGACUGGGCAAGAGUUGGGGACCCAGAUAUCCUUACAUCAAAGGCUCCUUCCUCCUCAUUUCCUCUCCAUCCAUCCCUCCGUCCCUGUUUCUCCCAUCAGCCGAAUCUGGGCGGCUGUUCCUCCGCUGUUAUGGACCCGUGGAUAUGAAAUCCAGACAGGACAGAAAAAUCUACAAAAAUAAGAAAGAGAAGCUACAUUGGUGAACCACUAUGCCAUUGGUAAAGCGCUGUAUAGAGCCCAGACACCUGUGUCGAGGUGCUGUACCUGAUGGAGUCACCAGUGAACUGGAGUGUGUUACCAACAGCACCCUCGCUGCCAUCAUCAAACAGCUGGGCAGCCUAAGUCGUUAUGCAGAGGACAUCUUUGGGGAUCUGUUCAACGAAGCCAACAGCUUCUACAUGAGAAUGAACAGCCUCCAGGAGAGAGUGGACCUACUGGCUGUCAAAGUCACACAGCUAGACUCUACCGUUGAAGAAGUGUCUCUGCAGGAUAUCAACAUGCGUAAGGCAUUUAAGAGCAGUACCAUCCAGGACCAGCAGGUGGUGUCACGGACCUCAGUCCCUAACCCUGUUGUAGAGAUGUACCACCGUGGUGACAAACCUCCGCCUCUCAACAUACUCAGCCCUUAUAGAGAUGAUAAGAAGGAUGCAUUGAAGUUCUACACAGACCCCUCCUACUUCUUCAUGCUGUGGAGAGAGAAGAUGCUUCAGGCUACGGAGGACAAACGGAAGGAGAAGAAACGGCAGAAGACCAGCUGUCCAGCCCACUGUGACCAGGGUAGACCCCACAGCAGACAGGCUCCACCACGCAGCCCACUGCCCAGCUCCGAGCAGCAGAAACAGGUGGAGGAUCCGGGCAGAGAGGUGAAGAAGGUGAGAAAGGCCAGGAAUCGCAGACAGGAAUGGAAUAUGAUGGCCUAUGAUAAGGAGUUCCGCCCGGACACACGACUCACCCCCUCACCCUACCACGGAAUGUCCUCCGAGGGGUCAUUAUCACCUGAUAACAGGUCGAUGGCAUCAGACAUGGGCGAGCAUUCCUACCCUGCCAGCCCUAACCACCCCUCCCAGCCAACCUCUGCCCCCACCCCAUUGAUGGUGCCCCCACCUCACCCAAGCCCCCAGACUCAGUCUCUGGACAGGGGAGGGUACCCCAGAGCCAACCCCCUCUGGGGCGGCCGCCGCAGUACGACAAAUCGCAUCACUGGGGCGCACCCAGCCCCCCACCCACCCCCGCCCACUCCGAGGGAGGGGCACUCAACGGUCCACGUCAGCAGUCCGUCAAGGACUACAGGGCUCAUGGCGGCCAGCCAUCCACCAUCCCGGAGUACUUCAUCCCCCAGCCCCUCCCCCUCCUCCCCCAAUCAUCCCCUCCGCCCAGACUGCCUUCGACUCUACCUCCUCCUCCCCCUCCCUCCCCCUCCCUCCCUCCUCCCUCCCUCCCCCCCGGGCUGUGGCCAUCAUGUCCCGUUCUUACAGUCCCUCCCCUCCUCCUCCCGCCCCCUGCCCACUAUGUCCCCUCCCCUCUCACGCCCCUCCCGCUGCCCCCCUCCUCCUCCCCCACCAGGCCUGCCCCCAUCCCACAUCCUGUCUCCGGCUCACGCUAUUGGUGGGUCUCAAGGAGAAGCUCCGCCUACCAGGAAGGGCCAGAUACCGAUGAUUCCGAUAAGCGAUGCCCGCAGCGACCUGUUGGCUGCCAUACGUAGAGGUAUCCAAUUGAGGAAGGUACAGGAGCAGAGAGAGCAGGAAGCGAAGAGAGAGCCCGUAGGAAACGACGUGGCCACCAUUCUCUCACGUCGCAUCGCCGUCGAGUACAGCGAAUCAGAGUCUGACUCCGGCGGGGAGGACAACGGGGAGUGGUCCGACUGAGAGGGGUCAUAGGACAAGGGAUUAGGCUUUUGAGAAAAUGGUGUCUAGUUUGGUCUGGAAGGAUGGGAGUGUAUGGAGGGAUUUUAGUGCCCCCUCCCCCCAAAAAAUUCUGUCUCAAUAUCACUCUACAGAAUUGUGUCUCAAACGCUUUCUAUCUUUCUUUCCUGUAUUCACAGAUCUGAAACGACUUGGUAGGUGGAUAGGCAAUUAUGAUGAUGUUUUAGCUUCGGUCAGAUCUAUGGACACUGAAGGGGGAGAAGAAUGAGGCCAUAGAAUACACCCCCCCCUUCCCCCUCCCAAUCACUCAGUUAGCCAGUCAAUCAACCAAUCAAUCAUCAAUGUUACGCUCCAGUAUUACAGUACUUAGUGAGCAGUACAACACUACAAAACAUAUUACAGUACUUAGCAAUAAGCAGUACAACACUACAAGCCAUGACUAUGACGUUGCUGAGGUAAACUAAAUGGGGUUGGUUGAGGAGCACAAGUCAGCUUGUGUCAAGAAGGUGGGUGACAUGUUUUUUAUUAAGUUAUUCCCUCAAUUCUUUAUUUCACGUGGCUCAUACAUAACCUAGACAGGAGUACAUCUGAGAAGAGUUACGGGGUCCAAAAUGGCACCCUAUUCACUACGUAGAGCACUACAGUUGACCUGGGCCCGUAGAGCUCUGGUCUAAAGUAGUGCACUAUAUAGAGGAUAGGGCACCGUUUGGAAUGCAGACUGUGACUAAAAAGAUGGAAAUAUAUACCCAUGGCAACCAACUCCAAUUAUCGGAAGGUUCAGCUGGUUGCCCUGAACAAUGCUAAAUCUAGAACUCAAACAGAUGCGGUUCCGGUAGAUUCUUACCACAGAGCGCGGGGGUGUCGGGGAGGCGGUGCUAUGAUGCGUCCCUGAGAUGCCACAUUUGUGUGAAACUGCGUAGGAUCACACACACACACAUACACACACACACACCAAAGAUGUAGGAUCCCACCUUUUCUCCACUUGUAAACAACAACAAGAAAAACAACCUCAUAACCAAACAAAACCCAACUGACAAAAGACAAUACCAAUGUGCAGUGCUUUUUAAAAUAUGGCUUUACAGUUUUCACCGCCUCAUGUUUUAAAAUUGAUGUUUUAAGAGAAUCAUAAAAAAACACUAUAUAUAUAUAUAUAUAUAAAUAUAUCAAAUAAAACACAACAUAGUUUUACAUCAGCAACAACUACUCCGUAUGGGGGUCAGUGAGAUUUGAGUAUGGUGCAGUGGGUUGACUUAUUUUCAAAGGCAAGUUUUCAGCGCACGAUGUAUUGUGGGAAAUGUAGUCAUCAAUCACAAUAUUAGACCAGUUUUAUUCUGUACUGAAGCCUCUGCUUGUGGUGUGCUAUGUGAAGUAGCUUUGUACAGCUGCACAGAUGCCUAAAUCACUUCAUCUAAAGUUACUCGCAAUGCUUACUGUGUUUGCUCAGUGCUUGUAGAGCAGGGGUCUCAAACUACAGGCCCGUGAUCCAAAAGCGGCCCCUGAGCCGAUUUAAAUAACGUGGCACCCUGGGAAAAAUUAUAUUGAGAACACACUUGCAGAGGAUAUAAUCCUAACAUCAAAAAAUAUUUUUUUAAAGUAUGGAUUUUAAACUAAUGAAGAAAGACAUGGAGAAAGACACUGAAAAUACUUUAUUUUGUAUUUUUGUUUCAAUGUGCCACUGAUAGCAAAUAAACAGGGACACUGCACCCUUAAAUAGCACAUCUAAACUAAAUAUACAUACAGCUCGUUUGGGGAUGAAGUUGAAUCCUAGACAAUGAUCUAAGAGCAGUUUUAUGGUUUUCCCGCUAAUAGUUAAGGUUACGAUUGGAGGGUGGGUAAACUGAUCCUAGAUCUGUAUCUAAUAGAAACUUCAGUGUACUGUAGAAGCACAGCUGUGAAUGUGAAAUUGAUUAACUAAAUGUUUGUAUAGGGAGUUAUCCACCUCAUUUUCGAACCCCAAACGCGGGAACUAUGGCAACAUCUUUCUCCGCGCUUGCGCAUUAUCAUGAUUCAUAUGCGCGCCACUAGAAAUUCCUGCAUUAGUAUGUUUCUGUUAGCAGAGACAUCAUGACAAAAUACCCCAUGUAUUACUGUCCUGCUGAUGUGCCUGGACCGUGUAGGCUAAACUGCUCAUUAAAAACACAUAACUGAUCCAAAUGGUUGCCCAGUCAGGCAUGUUAGUUUCAGUUAUUUCCAAAUUAAUAUGUAUUCAAAACGCCAGGCUUUUGAGCAGUUAUUCAAAUGACACAGGGUAUUCACUGCAGUUAUAGCCUAGACUAGAGUUUUGUACGCACUUGAAAACAAUAAUAACAUAAUUCAUUACAUUGUGUUGUUAUAGCCUAGGUAGGAUACAUUUCUUGUCCCUAUAAAACAAUAGGAUAGCUUUCAGAGCUGCGUACCCACGGACGUGGAGGGACCGCACUCAGCGCAGCCUCGGGAGCGCACAUAGUGAAAACAUAGUUAGCCAACACUAUCUGAAAAAACAUUUUUUCUUUCACUUUGUAAAUUGACUGGAUACAUUCACUGCAGUAUUAUGCCUAACACUGAGUUUAUGAAUUAUGGUCUAAUAUGCAUAAGCUUAGGCCACGGUACAUCUCCAGCCUGUCUGUCUUCAUUGCUCUGAUGAGUAUAACAGUAUAACUUUAGACCGUCCCCUCACCCAUACCCAGGCGCGAACCAGGGACCCUUUGCACACAUCAACAACAGUCACCAACAGCGUUAAGAACGGGCACGGAGUUGGAAAGGAGAAGCCCGUAUUGUCCUAUCCUGUUAACACCAGACUACAUCCUGACAAAAUAGACCUACACCGUAUGAGUGACCUAAUAAUGUACCUUUCUGGACCUUCUAAACUGUCAAGAAUAGACCCAGACUGGUCCAAAUGGUUGCAUAAUCAGGCCUAGGCUGUUACCCUACUGUAUGCAGUUAUUUCGGUAUGAAACAAAACAGAAUGUGUGAGCGGUUAUUCAAAUUAGCCCACAUCACUGCAGUUUACAACAUAUAGACAAUAACGGUGUAUUCACAUGAUAACAAUAAUACAUUGUUGUAGGCCAGGUAUAAUAAUUUUAUGGCCUAAUAUCAAGAUAAUAUUUACCUUCUUACUUACAAAAGCUAUAGCACAUGUAGCUUGAUCCUUUUUUAUACUCGGCCUAAUAGUCUAUUGGAGGGAAAGCAGCAGGCUUGCUCGUGCUAAUUGCUGAAUGUAAAACAGGUCUACGGCAUAGAAAACGCAUGUUGGGGAAAGUUGAGGAAAUCGUGCGAUCACUAUUGGACAGUUAUGAUAAUAUUGUUGCACUGAUACAUUGCAAAUAGUUUCAGAGGACAUACAGAGAUGAGCACUGUAAAAAAAAAAAAAAGAAGACCCAAAGAAAUUGACAACAAUUCGAUAAAUGGAAAUCACUUGAGCAAGGAGGCAAUGACGUGCUGUAAAAGAUGUGCAGGCUAGACGGUGUUUGUUGUUGAAUUGCUACAUUUAAAUUAGUGGUACUAUAUUGCUUUUCAUUAGGCCUUGAUGUACAUAUUAUUAUUUGCAGUUGUCACUAUGACAACGAACACACCAUGAAAGCACUGAAUUUUUAUAAUUUUUUAUAAUUUUAUAAUUGUAUAGCCUAUAGUUUAUCAUUAUAGUUAUUGGGUGGAUGGCCCGGGCCUUUAACUCCGACACAACACAACUAACAGUAUUAUCACAACAGAACUAGCGAACUUGAAUGAAAUACAUAUACAAUUACACGUACUCAAUUACACUUAUAAUUGACCGUUAUACUCGAUAAACUGUCUCUUUCCAAUAAUUUAAUCUGGCAAAUUUGCCACCGGCGCGCUGCAAUGGUAAGUAAAGCGGAAAUCGAAUCAUUCACUUCCGUUGUUUGGCUGUGCCCAUAGCAACGUUCGACAAUGAGGUGGAUAGAUUAACAGAGUUCUAUUGAAUCCAUUUCAGCAUCAAACGUUCCAUGACAAUAACGUUCUCAUUUACAUUCUAAACUAGAAUGUAUCGGAACUAUUGAUACCGACAUGGGAAAUAUACACAUUCCAAGGCUCAGUCGCAAAUCAUACCCUGUUCUCCAUUCAGUGCACUAGCAUAUAAGAAUAUGAGACGUAGCCAAAGUCCAUUGAUCUCCAACCAUGUCACUUUAACUCCGUAUCUCUAUCGCUGUGGUUUGUAUAAGUAACAUUAUGUGUGUUUUAAAUCAAAACUGUUGUAUAGAAUUCUGGUCAGAUCUGCUUGUAAAGAAUUUGGGUUUCUAGAUAAAGAGAUGAACUGUCUUUGUAUUGUACGCAAUAAACUGUAGGCAUGUAUGAAUAGCUAAUAAUAAUCUAAUAAAAAUACUGACUGUG